AUGCCCGAGGCCCGCGACGCGGCCGAAGUUGAUGAGGGCACCUCGUCGGUUAAUAUCGUUGGUGGCGAAACUGCCAAGGCUGGAGACUUCCCAUUCAUCGUGUCUCUAUCCGGGUAUGACGGCUGGCACUUCUGCGGUGGUUCCCUUGUCAACGCCAACACCGUCAUCACGGCUGCCCAUUGCUCUACCCUGCCCGUGGAAGCACUCCAUGUCCGCGCCGGCUCACUUAAGUGGCAGUCUGGCGGUGUCCAAGUUGGCGUCUCUCAGAUCGUAGUCCACGAGAAUUACAGCGUCCCCUACUUCUCUGCUAACGAUGUCGCUCUCUGGCGUCUAUCGACUCCUAUCCGGACCAGCUCUACUAUUAGCUACGUUAAACUACCUUCUCAGGGCUCUGAUCCUGCUGGUGGUCUUUCAGCAGUUACUGCCGGAUGGGGCUACACUAUGGAGGGUAACGGAUACCUUCCAGACUCCCUACUUAAGGUCUCCGUUCCUAUUGUCAGCCGCGCUCCCUGCCAGGCUGCGUACAAGGACGAUGUCGUUGGUCCCGAUAUGAUCUGCGCCGGGUUGGCUGCUGGUGGCAAGGACGCCUGCCAAGGUGACUCUGGCGGCCCUAUCGUCGAGGUCUCCACCAAGACCCUGCUCGGCCUUACAUCGUGGGGUUACGGCUGUGCGCGCGCUAACGCCUACGGUGUCUACACCAACAUUGGCGCGAUCGUCAGCUGGAUCAACGCCCACAAGUGGUAA
Messenger RNA from Microdochium trichocladiopsis, 744 nucleotides. RefSeq names its product trypsin-like cysteine/serine peptidase domain-containing protein. The record is from RefSeq and is a predicted model, not a curated record. Bases 1 to 744 code for a protein of 247 amino acids. Gene Ontology annotation, biological process: proteolysis. Gene Ontology annotation, molecular function: serine-type endopeptidase activity. Lineage: Eukaryota; Fungi; Ascomycota; Sordariomycetes; Xylariales; Microdochiaceae. The transcript is spliced from 3 exons.